This is a messenger RNA of Capsella rubella, 2640 nucleotides long. RefSeq lists its product as uncharacterized. The transcript is spliced from 7 exons. NCBI's taxonomy places the organism in Eukaryota, Viridiplantae, Streptophyta, Magnoliopsida, Brassicales, Brassicaceae. The record is from RefSeq and is a predicted model, not a curated record. Bases 170 to 2272 code for a protein of 700 amino acids.
UCUAAGUAUAUCUCUCAAAAUCAGAAAACAAAGUUUGCUUCAUUCAUACUUCAAAAAUUUCUCCUCACAUUCUCCACUCUCUGCUUGUAUAUGUAAAACGAGAUUACGACGGAGACGUAGAGAGAGAGACGGCGACGGAGGAGGAGGAGGCUCGUUCGACAAUGCGAGAAUGGCUCAGUAUAGGCAAUCGGGAACGGAGAGGUUUUUGGGAGGUCGAAGUGGUGGUUACAAUCCUUAUGUCAACGGCGGAGCUUCGUCGGAUCACGUAGCGAUCGGGAUCCGUAACGGCGUUGGUAAUUUCGGUGUAGUGACUCAGCACGGGAAAGCUAGUCGAUGGCGGCGAUCUGCUCGUUUGGAUAGGAAUCGUCGUUUCGGUGUUGGCUCUUUUGUGUUUGUUCUUUGUGUUGUGCUCGUUGUUUGUGUCUCGGCUUACUAUUAUUUCUCCGGUUAUACAAAUUUUGGCGGAGAUGAUAAAGGAAUUGAUAACUCUGAAGGUGAUUUUCUUACGAAUGUGUCAAGAACUGAUCCUUUGAAAAUACUUAAGUUUGGUCAUGGUUCAGUGUUACAUGGACGAGAUUCGAGAUAUUGGGAUAAGGAUGAUAGAAGACGGGAUGAAGAUUAUAAUGAGGAUGAUGCAGAGGUAGCUGCUGAGGAUAAACCUGUUGCUAAGGAGAAGUCUGAAGUGAAAAAGGAUUUAUCGCUGCGCAAUCCUUUGAAGGGUUCAGAUUGGAAAGGCGUUGGUUUUUAUAAUGAAGCUGGACGCGAUGAACUCAAGAAAUAUGAAGUAGAGUAUCAGGCGUCUCUAAUAAAAGGUGGUCAAUCAUUGAAACAAAAUGAUGGCCAUCAUCAGCCAUUUGAUUCAGACCCUAAUGGAGAUGAUUCAAUUGAUACUCAUGAUACUCGAGGAGAUGAGUAUGUUGAUAUGGGGAAUGAUGGGCAUGAAAAUGAAGAAUCACACAAAGAGAAUCAAAGGCACAAUGAGGAUGAUACUGAAGAAUCUCACAAAGAGAGUGCAUCCGUGUUACGUCAUUCCAUCACCAAGCAUCAGAAAACUGAAAAGGUUAAUGGAGCUGCAUUAAAAAGGUCACGUGGGAAGUCUUCUCUUGUUGGUUCCGGUGGUAAGUCCGGGAAAAUAUCACAAUCUGAUACAAAAAGGCGAGCUCGAAGUCACAGAUUUUCAGGCGUAUCUUGUGAGAUGAAGCUGUUGAAUUCCAGUCAACAGAUACAAGAACCUUUGAACACUCAAAAUUUUGCUGCACCGUCCUUACAAUACAUACAGAUAGAGGAUAAACCCGAGGAAGAAGAACAGUGGGAGCCUAAAUUUGCAGGUCACCAGAGUUUACAGGAACGAGAAGAUUCUUUCUUGGUUCAAGAACAGAAAAUCCAUUGUGGCUUUGUCAAAGCCCCCGAAGGAUUGCCAAGCACUGGAUUUGACCUGACCGAAGAUGAUGCUAACUAUAUCAGUAGAUGUCACAUUGCUGUGAUCUCUUGUAUCUUUGGCAAUUCUGAUCGCUUGAGGCAUCCUGCUAAUAAAAUGGUAAGUAGUUUGUCAAGAAAAGAUGUUUGCUUCGUUGUGUUUGUGGACGAGAUUACCAUGCAAACACUUUCUGCCGAAGGCCAAGUACCCGACGAAUCUGGAUUCAUUGGUCUGUGGAAGUUGGUGGUGGUAAGGAAUCUUCCUUACGCAGAUAUGCGGAGGGUAGGCAAAAUACCAAAACUGUUACCACACAGACUUUUCCCUUCAGCAAGGUACUCAAUCUGGUUAGACAGCAAGUUACGUCUCCAGUUGGACCCCUUAGUCAUUUUGGAAUACUUUCUGUGGCGUGAAGGGCAUGAGUAUGCUAUUUCCAAUCAUUAUGACCGCCAUUGUUUAUGGGAAGAGGUUGCACAAAACAAGAAGCUAAACAAGUACAAUCACACUGUCAUUGAUCAGCAGUUUGAGUUUUACCAGAGUGACGGGCUGACGAGAUUUAAUGCUUCAGAUCCCAACAAGCUUCUUCCCAGCAAUGUUCCAGAAGGGUCUUUCAUUGUACGGGAACAUACCCCCAUGUCAAACCUAUUCUCCUGUCUUUGGUUCAACGAAGUUGAGCGCUUCACUCCCCGAGAUCAGCUGAGCUUUGCAUACACCUACCAGAAAUUAACAAGGAUGAACCCUGACACUCCAUUUAAUCUUCACAUGUUCAAGGAUUGCGAGAGGAGAAAAAUCACCAAAUUGUUCCGUCACAGAUCAGAGGAGAAGCGAAACCUUAUACAACAAGCAGCAACACAAUAACACAGACCAUUUUUUGUUUGAAUGCUGUAUAUUAUCGCGGCUGUACUGACUGUGAGUAAGAGUAAAACACCCACAGUUAAAUUUCUCUGAGACUAACAUUGUUGUGAGAAGAUCAACAGGUGAGAACCCGGUUUAGAGGUAUACGUAUGUGAUGUGAUUUUAAGAGAGAAAGAGGAAGGAGAGGUGUUUGAAAGAAAAGAAAAGGCCGAUUCAAUUCAUUUACAGUCCUCUCAAUGUUUUAUUCAAUUCAUUGCUUCCGUAGGCUUUGUAGUCUGUAUCAGUGUAUGAUUGCAACAAGAACCCGUAAAGUUCUGAUUGAUUUGUCGCGAAAGUAAUUUCAGGUUUGGGUUCCCCUUGUUGCCUGAUCA